Messenger RNA from Emericellopsis atlantica, 660 nucleotides. RefSeq lists its product as uncharacterized. Lineage: Eukaryota; Fungi; Ascomycota; Sordariomycetes; Hypocreales; Bionectriaceae. The coding region runs from base 1 to 660 and encodes 219 amino acids. The record is from RefSeq and is a predicted model, not a curated record. The transcript has 2 exons.
AUGGAGGUCACCAGUGCUCACCAUGACUUUCACCUCUUCUCACAACUCCCACCAGAGAUCCGCCUGCGCAUCUGGUCCCUCAACCUACCACAGACAUCCCGCCUCAUCCCCAUCAACGCCAACACCCCCAGCAGCCCCAGCAAUAGCAAGCAAUCAUCACCAUCAAGAGGCGCCUCGGGCUGCACCACAACGAUACCAGUCCCGCCCAACCUCCACGUCUGCAGCGAGUCACGCCUCCACGCGCUGCAGACAUUCACCCCAUCCUUUGGCUUCGCCCGGACCCAGGGUCGCAUUCCCUUCGACUCCUCCAGGGACAUGGUCUACUUUCCCCGCCUACCAGGUCUCGCCGCCUCGUCGUCCUCCUUCCGGUCCUUCCUCCUACUCUGCUGUCCCGACGAGCUGAGCCGGCUUCGACGGGUAGCCGUCCACGAGGACGUGCUGGGUGUCGACGACGCCUGCUACCACAGCGGUAUUGCCGUCGGACGCACCAUGGAGAUCAUCACGCUGAUCCGCGCGCGGUUGCCGAGUGUCGACGAGGUCAUCUUUGUCAGUACGCGGGAGGACAGCGGGCGGAGACUGCAGAUGCAGGUCGAGACGGCUGUGAGGGACCAGUGCGAGGAUACACUCAGAUGUAUGGUCGUCCUCGAGGGCGCGGAAUAG